Molecule: messenger RNA, 9997 nt
Organism: Megalops cyprinoides (Indo-Pacific tarpon)
Lineage: Eukaryota; Metazoa; Chordata; Actinopteri; Elopiformes; Megalopidae
Gene: tcf20
Product: transcription factor 20
Exons: 6
Coding region: 1895-9793 (2632 amino acids)
Biological process (GO): regulation of transcription by RNA polymerase II
Cellular component (GO): nucleus
Source: RefSeq, a predicted model, not a curated record
UGUGGGAGGGGGUGUGUGAAUAUGUGUGUAUGCAAUUUAUAGGCGGUCUUUCACUUAAAAUUUCAGUUAAAGGAGAAUGUGUGUAUAGGUAAAUAUACAUGUAGCUACCUAUGUGCAUUUGGAAAUUAGAUAUCUGAGAAACGAAUAUAGCAGAACGAGGUAUCAGUUGAUGAUGGUAUCGAUGCGUUUAGUUUUAGCUUCCUGGCUAGGUGGAUUUACCUAAGAAACGGUGGAGGAGAGAGAGAAAGAGGAGAGGCGAAGGGGGGAGGCGGGGGUGUAUGGACCUCACUGGUUACGGGACCUUCAGGAACCCCCGUUUGUGCUCCUAUCAUUUUUGAGGUGAGGACAAAAGAAAAGAAAAAAAAAUUGGAGGAAAAGGCCCACGAACUGUGUGGAUGCGACGGGCCCCCGACUCCGCCGCUGCUGGCCGGGGUUGUCAAGACGAGAGAGGGAGAGGGAAAAGCGGCGGAGCAUUCCACUCAAGACCGGGGUUUCCGGCGACGACAGAGAGAAUAACACAAAACACCCUUUUAUGCUUCAUCGGGCCUUCGUUUGCGUUGAAAUAAGAUUUUGACAGCCCUCUCUUAACGGAUGAAAAGGAAGAUUGAAUGAAACAAUAUAGAGAAAGGGGAGACAAGUGAAAAGGAACCUAGAUUGAAAGUGAUUGUUGGACACUACAAUGGAAUCUAAGGAAAAGAGAUGGAAGAACAAGCAAAGGAAGAUGGAUGAGAAGAAACAAUAUGGAUUGCAGGAAUUAAGAGAACAUAUGGAUAAAAAGUAAAUAUACAUGCAACAGAAAAAAGACAAAAAGAAGAAUUUAAAAAAAAUGAAAAAAAUGAACAAAUAAAGACCAAAGCCUUUUAACAAUAGAACACAGAAGUAAAAUGAAUUAAGUUAACGGGAAAAAGACAAUGGAUGAACGUUUAAAAACAACUAAAUUUGGCACAAGGGUGAACAAGAAUGUAAACAAUUGUGUUCAGUAUGUUUACUGCUAGAUCAAAACACAGCUAUUGUUUUGGUCUGAAGUAUUGACUGUACUGGGCUAAAUAUUGUACAGUACUGCUGCUAAACAUACGCACACAAAACUGCCAGAGGAAGGAUUCCUUUCAUGCGCUUUUGCCAGAACUGAAAAAUUUCCCUGACAGAAUUUCAGGGGUGCAGUUGCUCUGACUUUUAACUUGCUUCUGAUAUUGGAAUCACGUGGAGUUCUGCUACAGUUCAUCUGAAUUCUGUAUUUCCAUCCAAUGUUAAAAACUGUUGGGCCUGUUUUACUCCGAUGACUUCAAGUGCUCUGCCUUCUGCUGUAAUUGUGAUUCAACCAUCCCAACUUCUAGUGCCAAACUGCUACAGUUGCACUGUGGUAAUCUUUAUCAAUCUACGAUUGUAAUUGCUGCUACAACUGGAAACUUCAUAUUCUUUUGCUGUAAUUUGCAACUUCAAGUCAUCGCAUCAAUAUCUUUGGCCGUUUUUCUUUAGUUGAACAAAUGCUAAUAGAAAAGAUUUUUGCAACUGUGGUAAUUGCAGCUUUUAAUGCUAUGAUCCAAAUCACUAGAUAUGACUGAAGUUUCAGCCUUGACCUCUUGAUCUUCUUUUGCCAGCUUGUACUUCUACACCUGUAAUAAUUGCAACUGUUGCUGCUACAGCUGCGUAAAUUGCACCUGCUUCACCUGCUCCUGUCACGGUGUUGACAUUCUUCUUGUGACUGCCUCUCAUGGCUAUUACUUCAUACAGCAUUGGCCACUAUCGCAAGCUUCUGUAACAGCUCCAGAAACAGUGUUUCCACUUUCAGUUCAAAGGUGGAUGUUUUUUUCUUUAAAUGGUGUUCUUUGAUCACAAGUAGAAAGAGGAGCAUUGUUAUACAAACUGUUUAUCAGGAACCCAGCAACCUCAAAAAAUGCAGAAUUUUCGGAACAGCUCGGCUCCCCCUACUCUUCCUCCAGGCUUUUCUGGUGGGAGUGGUGUAGCUGGGGGGAGCUCUCCUUACUUGCCCCAGUCGUCUGGACCUCAGUGCUCCCCAAGGAUGACAGAAGAAUAUGCAGGGGUCCAACCACAACAAAAUCCUCAGACACAAAACCAGCACCUACACCACUUGGUGCCCCACCACCAUACCCAGGCAUCCCUCAUGCUCAGCUAUGGAGCUAGAAACAGAGGAGGUGCAAGUGGAGAAGCACUACAUGGUAGUACUCAUAGUGGCAGUAGUAAUAUCAGUAACAACCCUUACCGAAAAGACAUGAUGGAUCAUUAUUUUUCAAUGAGUGGAAAAGAAAGACACAGGAGAGGAGGCCAAGGAUUGGGGUAUGGGACAGGUUUUGGAUAUCCAAAUAUGGAUGGACACUUGCCUCACCAGUACCGACAUGCUGCAGCUGGAUCAGGAUCUUCUGGGAUGCUGGCUCACUAUCAGUUGGACUACAGUGUUCCAGCUGGUUCUGGUGGCAGUAGCAGUAGCAGCAGUAGUAGCAGUGGCACUGGAGCUUUUUCUCCUUCAAACCAGUACAGCAUGACACAGAACCCCUCAAUCCAAACUCCAACAGGACCUCCAAUACACUCACGUCAGCAAGCCCAGAAUUACCCUUCCCAACAAGCACUGCACCAAGGACAACAGCACAGGGGUUAUCCUGGCUCUGGACAUAGGAUGCCACCUCAGUUCUCCCACUAUUCUUCUUCAAGUGCAUCUACCGGGUCACAAGGGAUGUAUAAUUCCCCCCCAUUGAGAUACCAUGGAGGAAGCAAUAGUGGGAGCUUUGAGUGUAAAGUCAGUUCAUCUACUGCUAACUCAAAUCCUAGCUCCAGCAUAACAUCAACUAAUUCAAACACAGGAUCAUUAGACACUGCGGGGCAAAAUUAUACCUCUUCUGGUUACCCUCCUUAUCAUUCCCAGCCUGCUCAUUCCCAUCACAAACAGCCCACCCACACACAUCGUGGGUCCCAGCUUAAUUUGGGACCAAGCUAUGACGGCUCUCACAAAAUUCACGCCUCUGGUUUACUACACCAACCUCCUCCAGGUCUGCCUUACCCUGAACAUCCUCCAGUUUCCAAUUCAUCCACCAGCUCCUCUACUAACCCCUCUGUGUCUCACUUCUCUUCCCAAGAAAAGUCUAAGUCUCCUAUGCACACUCAGCCCCAGCAGUCCCAACUCCAUCAAAACUUCAGCCCAAUAUCAAAUCCAUCUCCAGUGGCCUCCACAGUCCAGUCACCCAGCUGUAGCUCAUCUCCAUCUCCACUGAUGGGUAUGUCAGAAUCAGGAAACUCAACAGUGCCCCCCACACACCCGUCUCUUCAAAAAGCACGGAACAGCCAUAGCCACAGUAGGCUGUUGCAGACUGUGACUCAGCUGAGCCCCACACCCAACUCCAACAGUAGCAUCAGUAGUUGUGGUAGCAGCAGUGGUAAUGUGAACACUGCUGUUCUCAAUUCAAGUCCAGGAAGUAGUCAUCCUGUCUCUGUUAGGUCCCGAAUGGGAAUGGGAAUUGUGGGAGAGAAUUCAUCCUCUUCCCUCUACCCAUCUUCCCCUCUUGACAAAUUAAUGGCAGACUCUGGGAUCAACAGUUUAAAUGCUUUGACUUCACAAGUGGCUAAUUUACCCAAUACUGUGCAACACAUGUUGCUGUCUGACACCCUGCUCUCACACAGGGCAGCAAAAGAUGCUGGAUACCAGGGUCACUUGCGGGAAAAUCAAAUGCAGCAGUCAUCACAUGCCAUGCAUAAUAGUCAGCAGAAGAGUAGAGGUAUUAGUACUCCCUUUAGUGGUAGGGCAGGAAGGGAGGGAAUUGGAACAGUGAGUUGUGGAAUUUCUAACUCUGAGGUUGGGGCAGGUGAGGAAGCUGCUCAAGUGCCCGAAAGCCCCAUAGGGGGAAAAUUGGAAGGGGAAGAGCAGUUUUCUGGGGGGGAAGGUGGGAGAGUUAGGCAGAUGAGUGGUGCUAGCAGCGGCUCUGAACCAAGUGGCUAUUACUCUGUUUCUCAUAAGCAAAGGACCCAUGCCCAGUCCAUAACUGAACAGGGUAGUCACAGUUUACCAUUGCAAAUAGAAAUGGGAGUAUCCACACAGAAGGGUCAAACUCUGACAUCACCAAGUGGUCCUCAUUUAAGAACGACUGAACAUGACACUCACAGUAGUUUUCCUAAAUCCCCUUCAUCAUCUUCUCCAUCGUCCCAUCCUCCCUCUGCAUUGCCCAGCCCAAAUCUACCCCCUUCUUGCCCACCUGCAUCUUCAGUUCUCACUCCCUCGACUCCCUCUCCAUCCCUCAUCUCCUCUUUCCACUCCAAUAUUGUUGUAGAGCCUAUUGUCAGUAAGCAGGAAAAAGAAGAAAGGGGAGAUAGAAGUGAGAAGGAUGACGAAAAUGAAGACUCAAAGGAAGAAUGGAGGAGUAGCACAGCUCAGAAAGAUGAGGCAGAGGUGGACUAUGAGGGAGACAGACAGAGGGAGAAAGGGAGAGAAACAGAGAUACAUUUACACCCUUCCAAGGGAAAGGAAAAUGAAGAGGAAAAACAAGAUAGGACAGAUUCUGAAGACAUCACCAAACAUGCAGGGGGAGUAGGAGUGAUUGUUUCUACACGUUCUGAAAUGGCUCAGCCUGGAAGUGUAGCUGAACAACCACAGACUGCCCCCUCUGCACCCCCAUGUAGUCUUCAUCAGCCCCACAAUACUGUAAAUUAUGCAGAAGAGACACAUUCUCACAGUUCCUUUGGAGAGUCCAGUAGUCUCAAUGGGGAAGACAGUGAUAGUAUGUGUACUUACCCUUCAAAUUAUGGGACUAAAGCUUCCCAUAAAUCAAGUAGUGAGCAGUCACCUCAUACCCCCAGUACUGACCAGCAGAAAUUCCCAUAUGGAACCUCUGAGUUGCACCACAGUAGUGGAAUGGAUUUAAAAAAUAGAGGAAGAGGAGGAAUGGAAACAAAUGUGAAAUACCAAGGUUAUCAUCAACCACAACCUAAUUACAAUUCUGGACCAAGGAAAAGUGUAGGUCUAACAGGAAUUGAGGAAACAGGAAAGAGAGGGAAUGGAUUAGGUAUAAGUAGGGGGCAGGAAAAUAAUUCUCAACCACAACAGUUUCCAAGUCUUUUGCAAGAAGUCCUGCAAGGUUACCACUUGGAUAGACGCUAUGGCCGUAUGGAACACUUGGCACAAAAGAUCCCCAGUUCCAGUUCCCAGCCUCAAAGCAUAAAUCUUCAGUCCCAUUCUAGACAUCCUUAUGAAAUGACUGGAAAUACACGACCACAGGUCACUCAGACUGGGCUUGGGAUAGACCAUCAAAAUCUUACCCAAAUGGCAGCCUCUGGAAAGCUUCAAAAUCAGAGUCAGCUGAGUGGGCUUGUUGAGGGACAAGAUUCCUCUCUUCAUUCCUGGGGUUCUAUGGCAGCGGGAGCAAAAGGAGAGCAUUGCAGCUCUUCAGACAAACUCAAGAUAGGGGCAACUCAAAGGUCCACUCCCAGCAUGCCUAAGCCAACAGAAUCUUCUACACGGGCCCCUCCGAAACAAAUUAACUUAGCUGACUACUCCCUUCCUCAUAGGAAGCCAUCAUCAAAUCUAUCAGCCCACCACUCUGCUGUGCAGCAAAUACUACUGCAAGAAACUGAGCCAAUGGCUGGAAAUGGAAUACCCAAAAGUCAGCCUCAGCCUAAUGCUUCAUCAUCAUCCUUGCUGUCUUCAAUUGCAUCCUCAGAACGGCGUUCUGUCAUCUGUGAUGUCUCUCCAUCUCGCAGGACUACACCAGAAAGGGAGAGGGAUGGAGACAGAGAAAGUGACCAUGUGAGAGGCCGUCAGCAGACAGGGUCUUCUGUAGCUUCUGUUAUUCAGCAGUCACACCCUACUUCUGAAUCGGAGAGCAUUAAGUUAGAAGAGAGAGAGAAACGAGAGGUGGAGAUGGAGAUGGCAUCCCAGACUGCAAAGGAUACACCAAAUCUAAAUGUCAACCCCGCCUCCCACUCUGGUACUUUUGCAGUUAAGGAAGCAUUUAGUGAGCACCAGAAUAAAUCUCCACAUCCCUCUAUGGACUCAAACUCUGACCUUCACAGGUCCUCCAGUGGAAAGAAGGGGGAUAGUAAUUCAACCAGCAAUACUGUUUGCCAUCCCCAACAAGCUAUCCAGCACCCCUCAGUGAACCCUAGUCCAGUGUCUUCACCAUCUUCAAGGUGUCAGUCCUACUUUCAAGGCUUAGAUGGAUCUAGUAGUCGUUCUCCUGGGUUGGCUAGGUAUGGGUUUCCAGAUACAGGUGUAGGGACCUCAAAGGCAAUUUCUUAUCACCCACAUUACCCUACCCAUCCUCAUCACUAUAUUCCCUCUCAGUCUCAACUAGAAAACCCCAAAGCCACUAGCAAAUUGCAAAUGUACCCCCACUCCCAUUCACUACAGCUCUCGCAUGGACUAGGCGAUAGAGGUGAAUGGACAGCUUCAAACAGUAACAGACCUGAAAAUAUCAUGCAGUCCCCCAGUACUAGUUCAAGUAGACACCAACACCAAAGCCCAGCAAGACCACGAUCUCAUACCAGUGUACUUGCCACCCAACAACCACAGCAUCAUCAGGGGAGUUAUUAUGACACUCCUAAAAUGUGGGGUAUGUCUGAAAGAGAAGAUGGAGGAACAUUAGAGGCUGCUGGUAAUUGUAUAAGAACACAACUAUCAUCUACUGUUUCUCCUGCAGUGGCGACUCUACCAGCAGCCCAAACAUCUGACUCAAAGUGUCUUCAAUCAAAUGCUCCCAGGGGAGUAAGGGAAGAGAUGGUCAAACCAUUCCAUCCAAUGUCCGCUCCCAGUCCCCACAAUAAAUCUAGUAGUAGCAGCAGCAAUGUUGGAGGUCAACAGUGUCAUGGACCAAUCAAAACAGGAGGGUCUGGGGACACUAACCCGUUAAUGAUGAGGAGGAGGGUUCGUUCAUUCAUCUCCCCGAUUCCUGCAAAGAGACAGCACCAGGAUUUAUCCCAACAGCAUCAACAGAGAGCUGCAUCUAAUCAGUAUUCUUCUUCUUUACCCACCUCUGAAUCAAAGCACCAAAAUGAUGCUGACUCAUCCAAUCCAAACCUAUCCCAUACCAAACUGACAACGCCAAAUGCUAUUUUUUCAAUAUCUCCACCCACUCAUGGUAAAACUAAAAUUUUACCACCGAGAAAAGGUCGGGGCCUGAAACUAGAAGCGAUAGUACAAAAGAUUACACCCAAUGUUAAAAAAGCUUCCAAUAACAAUAGCAGCCACACAGAUUCAGCAUCAAAUCAUCAUUCUGGAGUAUCUCAUGCAGAAAUAACUGAUUGCCACCCUGAGACUCGGGACCAAGACACUUGUGGUGAUGGAAAUUUCCCUAGAAUUGGAACUGGGAGUGGGAGUUGCCUACCUUACAUGGGUGAAGGUCUCUCCAUGGAUGAAAUUAUGUACUACAGGGGAGUGGAGGAAACUGGUCCUGUUCCUCCAACUGCCUAUCCAUGUGACCCCCACCAAGAACAACAGAUCCUCAAACAUGACAUCACAGGGAACAUUACUAGGAGUGCUGCUGGAGAUAUUGAACCAGACUUUGGGAUGGGGACUUCGGUAUCUCCAAUGACUGAAAGAGAAGGUGUGGGAGAGAGAGGGAAAGAUGAACUACGUAUACCCUCUGAUUUCACCCUUUUAGGACCCUUACCCCCUCCCCCACCAUUACCCCGCCCUGUGCAGCCCUCCUCUCCUCCAUCAUCGUCUGCUUUGUCAGAUAUUCAACAUUUCACUAAUACAUACCAACAACUGGAGACCAGGAGAGGAGAACACUCUGCAGCUAACCUGCUGAGGCAAAAACUGCAAGAAAGUGGCAUGGGCUUGGGUAUGGAUGACUACCCAGGGACUGACUACUUUGGGACCCAGCCACCCCACCAUAACCAGAAUGCAGGCCCCUGUCUGAUACCCAGAGCCCCACACGCCCAUCAGUCGUAUCAGCAACAUCUAGUUCCAUCUGCCAGGGCCGCAUCUUCAAUGACAGGCUUGCCACAAUUGACAGAGCACAAGCCCCCAGAAAAUAUUGUGCCUAAAGGAUAUUUUCCAUCAGGGAAGAAAAAGGGACGGCCUGUAGGUAGUGUGAAUAAGCAAAAGCGUGCCCAGGUUCAAACCCAGCCUGUGUCUCUGAAUACCCCCUCCAUCACCCAUGCAGCUGCUCCUACACCAACACAUACGCCUGCCCAUAUUGCUACCCCUCCGACUGUUCCUACCACUAAUGCCACAACUGAAACUCAAACCUCUCCACCAGCUGACAUCAAAAUGUCCUCUACUUGUGUUACUCCUGCUGUGUCUCAGACUGUGAAAGCAGAUGUAGAAGAUAACGAUGUGCAACCGGUGACAGAAGUGAAAUCGCGUCGACACCGCCAAAGGAAAGCGGAAGAUGGGAGUGAUGGAGUUUGGGGAGGUGGCAGGCGAAGGAGAAGGAGAGGAGUAGUACGACAAGUUGGUAAAGAGGAGCUGCAACCUGGAACAGGAAUGGGAGGAAACUUUAGUGUGAGUGGACAUUUCCCUGAUUACAGAAAAUCUGCCUUUGUCCCUUAUAUUCAUGUGGAGAGAAAGGAAGAGGAGAUAGGGGCUGUGUGCACAAUUGUGAAUGCUGAAGAGGAAAGAAUGAAGGGAGAAAGUGGAGGAGAAGGAGGGACUGAUAAAAUUUUGAACUCCACUUUUUCUUCUCAAGGAACCAAGGGAGACAGAGAAAUGGAGAAGGUGAAGGAAAAGAAAGAAGCAGAACAGGUAGAUUCUGAACUUCUCCAGUCGUGCACAACAGGAAAGGCACUACCCUCAUCUGGAUAUGUUCUCUUAGGAGCAGUGAUGACAGAGUCAGACAAUUUUGGCCCGCUUCUCUGCUGUCUAUGCAAAAAGUGGGCUAACUACAAAAAUCUUGGAGACCUCUAUGGACCUUACUAUCCUCCUGAAUACACUACCAGGCUUGCAAAGAAUCACACCCAGAUUCGGCAGAGCCUGCUGACCAGAGUAGGUAAUACAGCAGUUAAUUUAGGAGCAGUGGCUACAGAAUCUACCCAACAGGACAUUCAACCGAUCGAAACCCCAACUGACAAGUCUGUGACAGAAACUGAUUCCCUCGGAAAUCAGACUUCAGAGUUAGCAUCUAAUAUUGCAAAAAAUACAGAAUGCUUAGAGAGCAGGGGAGAGAUGCACAGUUUCUCUGACCACAUUGGCCAUGUCAGUGCUGAGAUGGUACAAACCUGGGACGUGAAGCAAGAGCAUACAAUCGAAAGUGAGGUUUUGAAACAAUGUAGACAACAGAACGACCUCGACGAAAAACAGGAACAACCACAGAACCAGCAGUGGCCGACGGAAGACGUACAGCAAAGGCCACAGCACAGAAAACUGACCUCUCACCCGCGAUUCAAAAGGCGACACAAAUCCAGCGACGAUUUGCCCAAGAGUACAUCCACAAACAGUAAAGCCUUACUGCCAUUCCAGCCCCCUCCACAGCUACUUAACCAGGACACCUCUGAUCCUUUGGCACAGCUGGCACAGCUUCCUCAGAUGCCCUUGGACCCAGAGGAAUUGUGGGUGCACGAGGGAUGUAUAGUGUGGGCCAGCGGGGUUUACCUGGUCAACGGACGGCUGUAUGGCCUAAAGGAGGCACUGGAUGGUGCCAGAGACACAUGCUGCUCACACUGUGAUGUGGUUGGUUCCACCCUGGGCUGCUACAGUAAGGGCUGCACACUGAGAUAUCACUAUCUGUGUGCCCUGGAGGCAGACUGCUCUCUGAACGAAGAAAACUUUUCACUGCGAUGUCCGAAGCACAAGUUCCCUCAGAACAGUGGACCAGUGAAGUCCGUGUACCCCGAGCAGUCAGAGAGAGGCUGAGAGACCCACAGAGGGAGGGAAUUUGACGACUGGGACAGGUGCACGGGAACAAUACAGGAGGGAGGACUAAGAAGCUGCCGAGGAUUCCUUUUGUGAAACGACAAAGAAGGGAGCAGAUCACAGAGACAGAUGAACAAAAUGAGGAAUAAAUAACACUUUUCAAAAAAAAAAAAAAAAAACAGGAAAAAAAUAUUUUUUUUAGUA